AUGCUUGUUCGCUCGUCCAGUGGCUAUCACAUUGGUGACAGCUUACGAAGCAGUUUAAGCGCUCAGCUGGCUGCACGAUUCAGUGCCAUGGAUUUCGACAGCAACGAUGGCACUAUCAUAAGAAAGCUGCAAGAAAAUAUUGAAGAAUUGGGGCAGCAAGUGCAACACUUGGAUUCGUUCAUCAGCAGAUUGACAGAAAGUGAGCAACAUCGCGAACAAUUCAAUGAGUUGGCUCACAAAGCCCAGAAAUUGUCGAAAGAGACAAAUCAGUUGAUGAAGCAGCUUGUUCAGCUCAGCAAUAAUAACGCUUUGCAGCAGCUUGAACAGGAUAUCGGAGACGUCAAUCAAAUUUUCGCUGAUCUAGCGCGUAUAGUUCAUGAUCAAGGAGAUAUGGUUGAUAGUAUUGAAGCGAAUGUAGAGCACGCUCAAAUUCAUGUGGAGCAGCAAAAGAGAGUCGACUAUCACUUCUAUAAGAAGAGCAUCAACGUCGAACAUUUGGCAUGUUUUCUGAUGAAUAUUCAGCUGGAAAAAUUCGAAAACGCGCAACAUGCGGGCUCCACAAAUAUUCAGCAAGCUGUGUAUUAUAAUCAGAAAGCGCGUCAGAAGAAGAUGCUUCUAUUUGCGUUCGUG
Messenger RNA from Ostertagia ostertagi, 630 nucleotides. The record is from the annotation of a GenBank genome assembly. NCBI's taxonomy places the organism in Eukaryota, Metazoa, Nematoda, Chromadorea, Rhabditida, Trichostrongylidae.